Messenger RNA from Brassica rapa (field mustard), 5407 nucleotides. RefSeq names its product probable E3 ubiquitin-protein ligase RHY1A. Gene Ontology annotation, cellular component: nucleus. The record is from RefSeq and is a predicted model, not a curated record. Gene Ontology annotation, biological process: ubiquitin-dependent protein catabolic process. Lineage: Eukaryota; Viridiplantae; Streptophyta; Magnoliopsida; Brassicales; Brassicaceae. Gene Ontology annotation, molecular function: ubiquitin protein ligase activity.
CCAUCUUCAACAUGUAGAUGCAGUGCUAUGGUGGUGUUUUGUGUGAAUAGAAGAAACAUGAAAAAUGUCCCAUAAAAGACAACAUCUUUAGUUUUAGUUUUUAGAAAAAUAAUAUAUGUACCGGAGGAAAAGGAAAGGAAGACGACAAUAAAUGAAUUUUAUAGACAUUGUUUAGGAUUUAUAAUGUAAAAGCUCUAGAGUAUUUCAUUUGGAUAGAAACCCCCUAAUUUAUGAUUUAACAAAUAAACUAUCCAAAUAAAUGUUUUUAACAUAACAGCUCGUCCAAAUAGUUUAACAAUACACUAGUUUCAUUUGUUAUUGUACUGUUUAACAAAUGUACUAUUACUUUUGAAUUAUUAUAAUUAAAAUUCAUUUAUUAAUUAUCUUAAUUUUCAAUUUUACACUAAUCUCUUCUCCAUCACUAUGAAUAAUGUAGAUUCAAUCUAUAGUUUAGAACUUGCUAAUCUGUUUUUUUUUUCUCAGAACAGUUCACUGGAAUUUUAUUUUAUCUCACUUGAUCAUAUUUAUGUUAUGAGCAUUUCGUUUGCUCCGUAUUUAUAAAACUAAAUAAUUUCUAAUAAUAAAUAUUAAAAUUUUUGAAUGUUGAUGACUAGGAUAUAAUUUGAGGAAUUCAAAAAAACCUUAUAAAUCUAUAUUCGACCUCACAUAUAUUAUUUGAAGAAAGUUAUAUUACAUACUUCCAUAGAUAUUAACAAAACAAUAGUUUUUUCUGGGUAAAAUAACAACAAUUACAAACUAAAAUCACAACACAAUCACAUAAUAAUAAAAACUUACACCACAAGUAAGCAUUCUUAUUUUGAUACAAACACACAACUACAUGAUAAUAUUUUUGGAAAAGAAAAAAAUAAAACACACAUGAUGGAUCAAAUAAUAUACCAUGAUGAUUCACUCAUUACUUAAUUGUUACCAGUCACCAUCGCAGUUGUCUGAGACACAAUGAUUAGCUCGUGACUUGAAAUUUAACUGAUUAGGCAGGCAAAGUUGCUUCAUCAACUCAAAAAUGUGAUCGCCUUUGACGAUUGUUUUAGGCCAAGCGGGUCUCCACUUCAUCAUGUUUUUCACGCCUUCUUCUUCCAUCUUUAACAUGUAGAUGCAGUGCCAUGGUGGUGUUUGUGUGAACAGAAGGAACAUAAAACAUUUCCCGGAAAAGACAACAUCUUAGUUUUAGUUUUCAAAAAAUAAUAUAUGUACCGGAGGAGAAAGAAAGGAAGACGACAAUAAAGGAACUUUAUAGACACUUUUAAGGAUUUUUAAUGUAAAAUCCCCUAGAGUAUGUUUCAUUUGGAUAGAAACCUCUUAAUUUAUGAUUCAACAAAUAAACCCUCCAAACCGUUUAACAAUACACUGGUUUCAUUUGUUAUUGUACUGUUUAACAAAUGUAUCAUUAUUUUUGAAUUAUUAAUUUUAAAAUCCGUUAAUUUAUUAUUUAAUAUUCAAUUCUACAUUAAUCUCCUCUCCAUCACUAUGUAUAAUGUAGAUUCCGUCAAUAGUUUAGAACUUACUCAUCUGUUUUUUUUUCUUUUGUUAGAAUAGUUUACCGGAAUUUUUUAUUCCACUUUAUCAUAUUUAUGUUUCAUUCGGAUAGAAACCCCUUAAUUUAUGAUUCAACAAAUAAACCUUUCGAGUAAAAUUUCUUAACAUAACAGCCACUCCAAACCGUUAAACAAUAUACUGGUUUCAUUUGUCAUUGUAAUGUUUAACAAAUGUACGAUUAUUUUUGAAUUAUUAUAUUUAAAAUGAUAUGGGAAAAGAUUCCGUCAGAAGACUUCAACACAUUAUAUUUUUGAAGACUUACGGGAAGUCACGAGGGUGAAUGCAAAUGCAUAAGCUCAACUUGUUAUUUUUAAUCAAUUUUUUAUAUCUUUUAAGGCCCCUCAGUUUUAGUUGUUCUAGCAAAUAAGCCCUAACUAUUGGGCUUCCUUUGUAUAGGCCCAAACCUUCGGGCUUCCUAGCACAGUAAUUAUAACACGACAAUGGAUUUGAUGUUCAAAAAAGAUGUCUUUCCGACAACAGCGAGUGAGAUGACGUCAUCGUGCAUAUCAACCUUUUUCACUGCAGUUUCCUUUUACUUUUCCUCGCAACUUCCCUUCUCUCUUUCUCCCUAAUCCUUAUCUUCGCCGUGUCUCUGCAUUUCUUCGAGAUUUAACGAACAUUAGGUGAACGGUGCAUGACGAGCGCAUCAGAACUCUUCUCUACUCGAAGAUCGCGUCCGGGCAGAUCCGACCCGGAUUUAGAAUCAGACCCUUCUCUGUAUCGACACCAUCAUCAUCGCCGUCACGGAAUCCAUCAUCAUAAUCACCGUCACGAUUCCGACGGCUGUGAUUCUCCCCGGCCGCGUCUCCAACGCUUCUGUCACCAUCUUGGCCUUCCGGAACGUAGACCUGCUCGUGACGUUCAAGGCACUCCACAGUAUUUGGAAAGUGAAAGUAACAGUUUAGGAAACCUAAAUGGAUCCGAGAGGCUUCCUGGAUCUGUUCUUCUCGCAAGGGCAAGACUUGUCCAAAGAUUGAGAGGCGUUUCUUUGACUACCAACAGGUCUGUACAGAUGGAAUCCUCAUUUCAUUCCACAGAUGGGGUUCAAGUGUCUUAUGAAUGUAACAAAAAGCCACAUGGUCUCACACAAGGUGCCAUUAAUGGUUUACACCGGCUAACUUUUAGCUCAGCCGGUGUUGAAACCGAGAGGAGAGAUUGCAGCAUAUGUUUAGAGAGUUUCACUAACGGUGACAUGCUUAUAUCCUUGCCAUGUACCCACAGUUUCCAUUCAUCGUGCUUAAACCCUUGGCUUAUAGCUUGUGGAGAUUGCCCUUAUUGCCGUAGAGCCAUAGCUAAAUGAUAUAGAAACCAGUAAAUAGAAUCUAGACAGAUCUUCCAGUUUUGUCGGGCAUUUGAUUGUUUUUUCUGCCACAUGUUUGUGUUUGUUAACGGUUAUGUUCACUGUAAUCUAUACUAUACUAAAAGGGAUAUAUACUCCCGUCUAAAGCUGUCCACGUCAGAUUAAUAAAUCAACGAAUCAGAAACUAUUAUUUGGCCACGUCAGUGCUGUUCCUGUCGACAGAAGAUCAUAACUGGUUCUUUGUUUGGGCUGUCUUUUCGUUUCUUAAACGGCCCAGAUCGAAUCCAAUCUCGCCACCCUAAUUUUAUCUGAAGUGUGGAAAGCAGCAUUGACGAUUCCACUUCGUCUUCACGCUCUCACCUUAAAUAUGGAACGAACGAACUAAUCUCUUCCCCUCCCGUCUCCACAGCUACAGCUAUAGCUACAGCUACCUCCAUGGAAUCCACAGUAUAGUCUCCCGUCUCCACCGGCUAGCCUCCCGUUGUUGUGUCUUUAGCGACGUCUCACAAUUACCAGCCAAACUGAGCUCCGUUUUCGGUUAAUCCAUUUCUGGGAGUCAAGAAACAUUACAAAAGGCAGGACCUUUAUUGGGUUGGAGCUCCUCCAAUGCGACGAACAGGGGAUUGUGGUUCAUUUCCUCCGCUCGUGCUCCAUGAUACUCGCCUCAUCCAAAGCAGAAACAACUUACAGCCUUCUGAAUUUUUACGCUAGCAGAAACAAGGAGAUUUAUCGAGUUACUGAUCAGAGUUUAACAAUUACUUUCUUGCUUAAUUUUUUUUCUCUCAGUGCUUGACGACAUCAGCCUUUUUAUUGACGGAAAGAGGUUAGGUUCCACUCUCAUGACGAUAUCCAAGGGUCUCAGCUCAGGGGUGAUCACUACAGUAAUCACAUGUCGUUUUUUGGUUCAUUUACAGUCAAAAGGGGGACCUGUUAAGAUUUACCUUUGGCACCAGGCUGCAAAAGAUUUCUAUAAGUAGUUCACACCCAGUGAAAACAAUCCCACCGUGCUUUUAGUCACGACGGUGAACACAAAACGCCUUGCAGGUAACUAUUUCUUCCUUAAGGAUACCCAACACUGCUAAUCCUCACGUUUACUGUUUUGCGAAGCUGUUUGUCAUCUGUUGGUACUGUUAUCCUUAUUUACCUACCUGAUGUAUUUUGAAAAUGCAUAGGCAGUAGUGUGGAUAUUAAAGAUAUUUAUUUUAGAUAUUUUGCUUUCACUCAUGAUCUCGAACUUGAAAUAAACAUACUUGUGCCAAAUAGUGUCCUCUUCAAGAAAUCACUGCAUCGAUGUUCUUAUGUUAGUGAGUGACCAUUGUAAAUUAGACUUUUAUUACUAAAAGCUCAUCAAGUUCAGGUUAGUGUCUAACAUUGAUUUAGUUUUCUCUCCACGCAACCUCUAUAUCAAUGCUUGCUUGAUAUGUUUUAAAAAGCGUUUUGUUGACUUUGAUUGCUUAUAUCUCAUAAAUUUCAGGUUGAUUUCUAACGUAGAAUUACGUUGCUGUUCAAGCGUAUGUGUUAAUUAUGACUUUACCAAUAUGUUGCCAUUUGUGAAACCACGUCACUAACAUGUCUUUUUUAAUGAGUUAACCAAAAGCAGGGAAUUUAGCUCUCAGUUCUGUGGCAUCCUCACGUGUCUUCAUAGACAAAGUUGUCCAGCCGACUAUUGAUUACUUCAGCUGGUUCAGUUCUAACCCAGGGAUUGCUACUCUGGUUAAUGCUGAGGAGGUUACUAAAGCUGAGCCAAUGACAAUUCUGCAAAUCUUUGCUUACAUACAGCUGGAAUCUGCCGAGGUAAAAUAAAAGCUUAAGAUAGCUAAGUUAAAAACGUUAGUUCAUCUUGAGAUCCCACUUGCUGCCGAUGAUGUAGUUGUUGGGCCUUCUGCAAAUGUAGUUAGUGCAUUUUCAAAUGGCUGUGGAUUCAUUGCUGAUGAGAGAAAUUGGAGUGGCAGUGCCAUUGACAAAUCGCAUAAGGCUAAGCGUGCAAAACAUGGAAAAUUAAGCUUCUAGCACUCAUUCCAUUCGGUGCAUUAUGGUUGUCAGAUUGAGCCAAGACUAUGAUUUGUCGUUUUAUUUUGAACUUCCACUCUUGCUUUGGUCUAAUAUUUGCAAAGAAUAUGCUUCUUUGUUUAGACUUUGAUUCAUUAGAAUGCUUAAUGAUUUACAGCUUUCAAAAGAAGCACUUGGUAUCUUAUACUAUGACUACUGUAGCUCAUCAAUUUUUCUCUGAUCAUUUUAAUCGCUAUCAGACCCGUUUGCUGAUGCGAAUGCUGAGGACUCAGGUGCGGGAACAAAGGAGUACGUCCACAUCCGUGUGCAGCAGCGCAAUGGUAGGAAAAGCUUGACAACAGUCCAAGGGUUGAAGAAAGAGUAUAUUUACAGCAAUAUACUUAAGGACCUCAAGAAAGAGUUUUGUUGCGACGGUACAUUGGUUCAGAGUCAUGUUCAUGUUUAUUUUACAGCAAGAUACUUAAGGACUUCAAGAAAGAGUUUUGUUGCAACGGUACAUUGGUUGCAAACACAAUAAUUUCAUAUAAAUAAAUAUAUUAUCAA